This is a messenger RNA of Temnothorax curvispinosus, 596 nucleotides long. RefSeq lists its product as uncharacterized. The record is from RefSeq and is a predicted model, not a curated record. The transcript has 3 exons. The annotation marks the transcript as partial. Lineage: Eukaryota; Metazoa; Arthropoda; Insecta; Hymenoptera; Formicidae. Gene Ontology annotation, molecular function: zinc ion binding; nucleic acid binding.
AUAGAAGAAGAAGGCCAAGAUGCGCUGGUCGACUACGACAGCGAUAGCAGCUUUAUCACGGUAAUAGAUAGAGAAGCAAAAAAUAAAAACGAGGAGACAGUAAGAAAAGAUAGAGUCAGAGAGAAUAUAGAUGUGACCAAAGCAUGGGAAGAGAACCGUCCAGUACUGCCAAUUGGAACCAAAAUAUUAUAUGAAAAGCAAGAAAAAUUGGUCGCAAAAAUGGACAAUUCGAUGCAAAUGCUGGAUAAAGUAAUGACGAAGGCCACCGAGAUGAUGGAGAAUAUGGUGGAAGUCUCCCGUUUAAACUUAGAGAAAGAAAAAGUUAAACUUAGACGUUUAGAGUUAGAAGCAAAGACUAAAAACGAGAAUAGAGAAAAAUUAGAGAAACCCGAAGUCAGGGUACAGAGAGCUGCUGCAGAAGAAAACAUGAAACAAGUGAAAUGCUACAGAUGCAACCGAAUGGGUCAUAUGGCGAAGGACUGUCCACUAAUAGAAUUUGGUGCCUGGUUUUGUUACUACUGCCAGGAGAUACGAGGUCACAAGGGUGAUAAUUGUCCGAGUGCCGAAGCCCAGGCGAACAGAGCUAGAGGAAAAAA